Molecule: messenger RNA, 1669 nt
Organism: Cajanus cajan (pigeon pea)
Lineage: Eukaryota; Viridiplantae; Streptophyta; Magnoliopsida; Fabales; Fabaceae
Product: RING-H2 finger protein ATL54
Biological process (GO): protein ubiquitination
Molecular function (GO): transferase activity
Source: RefSeq, a predicted model, not a curated record
CCAAACAAAAACAAAUAAAAAUAUUCCUUCUCUUUUAGUCCAAACAAAAUCCACCUCACGCUUCACAGUAACAACCCCACUCUUCAUUUCCUCUGUCCCUAAAUUUCUUCAUAAAACACACUUCAAUGGCUACCAAACACAGAAAACUCUUCCCCGAUGAACCAACAACAACCACAAACCAAACCCAAGAUUGCUAUGGCCUUUGCCACCCAGAGUGCCCUUACAACUGUUACCCCAACCAAGACUUCUUCUUCUCUCCACCACCACCCUCCCUUUCAGAACAUUCAAACCAAGUCAGCCACAUAUCCUCGUACUUGGUCAUCCUCGUGACGCUAUUCGCCGUCAUUUUUGUCGUGGUGGGUUUCUACGUGAUCAAAGUGAAGUGCUACGCUGCAUGGUGUGGCUGGCGAGUCAACGGUUCCGUUCCCUCUCAAUCCGACACCACCGAGGAGUUUCUCAACGAGAACCAAGUCGACCACCCCGUGUGGCUCAUCGCCACGGUUGGGUUGCAACAAUCGAUCAUUAACUCCAUUACGGUGUGCAAGUACAAGAGAAACGAAGGGUUGGUCGAAGGAACCGAGUGUUCGGUGUGUUUGAACGAGUUCCAAGAAGAGGACACGUUAAGACUCUUGCCCAAGUGUAACCACGCCUUUCACGUCCCCUGUAUUGACACGUGGCUCAGAUCACACACCAAUUGUCCCCUUUGUCGUGCUGGUAUUGUCUCCAACAACAGUGUUACACCUCAAGCAGUUGUCUCCAAUUUGGGUUCCACGGACCAAGAAAAUGCAAACUUGGGAAGAAUUCAAGAGACCCUUUUGGAGACUUCAAGGAAUGAAGGUGGGCUAAGCAUCAAUGUUAUCGAAACUGGUGCAGGGGAAUCAAGUGAAGCACUAGAGUUGAAUAUUGAUGAAUCAAAUUCUAAGGAACGGGUGAAUGAUCAAACAGAGAUGGGGUCUGUUUCAAUUGAUCCUGUUUCGGUAAUUGUGGAUUCUUGUUCUACGGAAUCUCAAAGCCAUCAUGUUGUUGAUGAUGAUAAACAUGAUGACACAAUUUUGGACACGGUUAAUGGUGGUUACUUCUACUCAAAAACGUGUAAAACAAUGCGUCGUUCGUCGAUUGAAGAGUGUUUACACAUGAGCCCGGUGUCUAUGAAAAGGUCAUUCUCCCGUUACGUGAAUCUAAGCUCUAAACUCAAUUCUUCCCUACUAGAGUUUUCAAUUUGUUAGAGAUGAUUAGAUGAACAUAGCGUGGUGUGAGAUACCGUUAUUCAUUGCAAGAUGAUGUGAUGUCAAUUUUACUCUCAGAAUUUUGAGGGCACCCUGCUUAGGGUUGGAGUUUGAACAUUGACAAUGAUAUAAACAGCUAGCAAAUUGUGGAAGAGGGAGGGAUCAAUUUUAAUGAGAUUUUGAUUAUGAAGAAUACAAUGUUAAGUGUAAUUGAAGUUUUACUAAGCUGCGGCAUGUGAAAAUUACUCUGCUGUAUGCUUGAAUCACAAAUCACAAUGUGUAAUCGCAAGGUAGAACAGGUUUGCUGUUUGCUCCCACUAAAGGGAAUGACUGAGGUACAUUUAAAAGAAUUAAGUACUCUAUUUUUUGCUUCUACCUUGUGUAUUUGUAAAAGCUUGGUUUUUCUCCAUUGGGGGUCAUAAAUGCGAUAUUUUUUAUUAUAA